This is a messenger RNA of Tilletiopsis washingtonensis, 2289 nucleotides long. RefSeq lists its product as hypothetical. The record is from RefSeq and is a predicted model, not a curated record. Gene Ontology annotation, molecular function: poly(A) binding. Gene Ontology annotation, biological process: mRNA processing; nuclear-transcribed mRNA poly(A) tail shortening. The transcript has 4 exons. The coding region runs from base 455 to 2068 and encodes 537 amino acids. Gene Ontology annotation, cellular component: PAN complex; P-body. Lineage: Eukaryota; Fungi; Basidiomycota; Exobasidiomycetes; Entylomatales.
GCCCGCCUCCUCCGCGCCUGGCGCAGGCGCUGGCGGCGCGGCGCCUUCGGCAAGCGACGCCGGCGCCGGCGCCGCGGGCGACGAGGAGAGCCUGGCGGGCGCCGCGGCCAGGCUCCACGUCGGCGGUGCAGCAGGGCAGACGAGCAGUGGCGGCGCCACCAACGCCAAUGCAAGGCCGUUCAAUCCGUAUGCUCAGGCACACGUGCCGCAGCAACAGCAGCGCGGCACCGAGAGUGGACGGGCGACGCCCGAUUGGCAGGCCGAUGGCAUGGUGAGUUUAGAGUGCGAGAAAGGCAGAACGGGCAAAGGCGGGGCUAGAGCGGGACGGCAGAUGCUAGUAAGGAAGACGCUGAGGGGCUGAUGCACAUGUCUUCUCCGCUUCUCGUUCUGGCGCCCCUCGUGCGGCCCGUCCUCUCUCGCACAGCAACAAGCCUCGCUCUUCGAUCCGACAUACAUGGGUCCCGUGCCCGGCGGCAACUCCAACUCCGUCGCUGCUGUCGGCGGCGGCGCCAACAGCGGCGAAGCACCUCGAGCGUUCAACCCCUACUCGCAUCUCGACGCCUAUGGCCAGUCCACCUCGGACUCGGGCUUCGAGGCUCGCGGCUCCUCGCGUGCGCCUCAGCCUCUCUCCUACGCCAUGCACACGGCGCCCUUGCCGCACGUGUCGAAUCUGCAUCCUCACCAUCUCUCCUCGCACGCCUUUUUCCUCUCGCCCACGCAGCGCGAGGAGCUGGCGCGCCGCAACGACGCCGUGCACGCGGCGGCCGUGCCGCCAGAGCAGGGCGGCCCGCAUCUGCCAGAGGAGCUGCACGUCUAUCACUCCCUCGUGCCCCUCGAGGCAGCGCAUGGCUCGGCCUUGCCGCCCGCCCUCACCGAUCCGCGCGUCGCGCCGCCCACGGCGCCCGGCGCCAGCCUGCAUCUCAGCGGCGCCGCGGGCGAGCCUUCGCGCGUCUUUGGCUAUCGCAGCACCGCCUACAAGGCCCUCUGCACCCUCGACGGCAAGGCGUACGUGCUGCGCAGACUCGAGGGCUUUCGACUGCAGCACGAGGCGGCCAUUGGGCUGGUGGAGAGAUGGAGAAGGAUCAGACAUCCAAGCAUCGUCAGUGUGCGCGAGGCAUUCACGACGCGAGCGUUUGGCGAUCAAUCCAUCGUCUUCGUGUACGACUACCAUCCGCUCUCGACGACGCUGUACGGCGAGCAUAUGGUUCCCAAGCCUCCUCAACUCGACCGGCGCACUGGGCGUCUGCAAGCCGUGUCGAUGAGCAUCUCUGAGCGUACGCUGUGGAGCUACGCCACGCAGCUCACCAACGUGCUGCGCUGCAUCCACGGCCACGGCCUGGCGGCGCGCUGCAUCGAGCCGAGCAAGGUGCUGCGCACGGGCAAGAACCGAGUGCGCCUCAAUGGCUGCAGUGUCUUUGAUGUCAUCGCCUAUGAUCCGCGCGCCUCGGCCAGCACCUUGGCGGCGCAGCAGGGCGAAGACCUGCUCAAUCUCGGCAAGCUCCUCGUGUCGCUGGCAUGCAACAGCAUGGCCGCCGUGCAGAAUCUGCCAAAGUCGCUCGAGCAAGUCACGCGGUCGUACAGCGCCGAACUCAAGAAUCUCAUCCUCUGGCUUCUCGGCAAGCCGGCGCCGAGCAAGACGGCGGAUGAGCUGGGCAGACUGCUGGGAAGCCAUGUGGCGGACGAAGUCGACUCGGCGUUGAACUAUGCCGAUCUGCUCGAGAGCGGCCUCUCCAAGGAGCUGGAGAACGCAAGACUGGUGCGCCUGCUCUGCAAGUUUGGCUUCAUCAAUGAGCGACCCGAAUUCGACCACGACCCGCGCUGGUCCGAGACGGGCGAUCGCUACAUCAUCAAGCUGUUCCGCGACCACGUCUUCCACGCCGUCGACGACGCCGGCCGGCCCGUCGUGGAUCUCUCGCACAUCCUCACCAACCUCAACAAGCUGGAUGCGGGCAGCGAGGAGAAGAUGAUGCUGACCAGUCGCGACGAACAGAGCUGUCUGGUCGUCAGCUAUCGCGAGAUCAAGAACUGCGUCGAAGCAGCCUUUCAAGAUCUCUCUCGCGCUCGCUGAGGAGGGCAUCUAGAGCCGCCCUGCCUGCGUCUGCAUCUCGUCGCUCCCGUCGCACGUGCACACACACACACACCCGUCACCUCUGCUCUCUUCUUCCAGCUCUUCAUUCCCUUUGUCCCCCUCCCUCUGGGUGCCCUAUUUUUUUUUGCUUCUCUCUCUCAUUCCCUCCAAUCUGCUCUGUGUAGUCAGCAUCCUCUCAAUCUCCAUCGUCUGUAUGCUUC